AUGGGUAAUGAAGAUGAAAUGGAGCAACAGGUUGAUCUGACCAAAGCUGAAAAAUUGUCGGAGUAUAAACAAUUGCGCUCGUCGACCAAGGGAAAUAUAACUCGAAUUAAAACAGCGGUCAGCAAGAAGAAUGUUCCUAUCGAGGAGCUGGGUUGCAGGUUAGAUAUUUUGGAAGCCUACUUCAAGCAGGCAUUGUCGAUUAGUACCAGCAUACUUCGACUGUGUACUCCAUCUGAAUGUGAGUCCCACGAGAAGGCAAUGGCGGACAUCGAGGAUAUUUACGUUGCAGCUAAGGCGAAAAUAAAAGAAAAGCUGGCUGCAAGCCGGGUUGAUGCCGAGGCAAGUGCGCUUAACGUUACAACGGCGGCGAUUCCGCAAUCGUCAAUGAGGCGUCAUAUAAAACUACCAACAUUCGAUGGAAAAUACUCGGAGUUUCCGAAAUUUAUGGCGAUUUUCCAUAAGAUGGUGAAUCAAGAUGAAACCUUGGACGAUUGCGAGCGGUUUUUAAUUCUUAAAGAUAAUUUAUCCGCACGAGCACUUCACGCCAUUGAUGAAUUCGAGAUUACCAGUUUAAAUUAUAAGAAGGCGCUUGACCGGCUGAGGAGUAACUUCGAUAAAAAAAAUUUAAUGUUCGAGGAACAUAUUGCGGCGUUAUUUUCUGGGAAAAAGGUGUCGAGCUCGGGCGAUUUGCGGGAAUUGAUUGACUCAGUGAACACUCAUUUAAACGCGAUGCUGUCGUUUGGUAAUUAUAAAGACAUAACUAAUGCUAUGAUCAUCUAUCUUGUAGCAACGAAAUUAGACGAGGAAUCCUUGGCAAAGUGGGAGGAAUCUAUCGACUAUACAAGGCUAUCCACUUGGGAUGAAUGCUCUGCAGUGUUGACUAAGAGAUGUGAAAAUAUGGAGGCUCGAGAGACAAGAACGGCACGCUGUGGCGAGAACGAGGACGAUGGAAGCAAAGCUAGUCGCAAAGAUAAUCGCAAGGCGGUUGGUUGUAAAAAAAACGUUUUGGCUAUAGAGAAAGGUGGAUGCGAAGUUUGUCGAAAGGACGGGCACAACGUAGAAAGCUGCCGUAAAUUUGAGGCUCAGAAGGUUCCGCAGAGGCGCAAAACGGCACGACAUUUGAGGCUGUGCUUCGUGUGUUUGCAAAGUGGGCAUAAGGCCAGUAGCUGUCAAGCGAAACGGUGUAUAGAGUGCGGUGGUGACCACCAUAAAAUGCUGCAUAAAAACAACGUAGAGGUGAAGACGAUCGACGCACCAGGCACGACGCAAGCUGCUACGGUAAGUCAAGUUGCUGUGCAUGCUACGAUGCAAAAUGAAGGCGCGGAUGUUAUUUUGGCAACGGCGGUAAUUGGUAUCAAGGGGAGAAAUGGACCGGAAAUCCAAGCUCGUGCGCUUUUGGAUUCAGCGUCCCAACUAAAUUUGAUGUGCGAACCGCUUAUGCAGAGACUAAAGCUUAAAUGGACUUCAUGCAUCAUGACUGCGCACAGCAUUGCAGACAGUGGCACAAAUAUUACAAGAAAAGUGCAGGCAAGCGUCAAAUCAAGGAUUGGUGGUUACGAGACAUCACUUGAGUUUUAUGUGUUGCCAAAAAUAACGUCGUUUAAGCCAGACCAAUUUAUGAAUGCAGAUGAUUGGGGCAUCCCUAGUAACAUAUCAUUGGCAGAUCCGAAUUUCAACAAGCCUGGCCGUAUAGACGUACUGUUAGGCGCAGAAAUCUUUUGGGACUUAUUAUCGGUUGGCCGAAUUACGCUGAAAGCGAAUCUCCCGCGAUUGCAGAAAACUGUGCUGGGUUGGGUCGUGUCAGGUGUGACAAAUCGAGCCGACUCCAACGAGAGGCUUAGGAGCAGCUUAAUGAUGACAUCAUCCAAGCAACCAGGUGUUGAAGAGGAACUGACGGCCCUUGUAGAGAAAUUUUGGCCGAUGGAACAGGUUGAUGCAAAAACACUGUUUCCAACAGCGGACGAGGCACUGUGUGAAGAGAUUUUUAUCAAAGAAUCUAGACGUGAUCACACUGGGUGCUUCGUGGUAAGGAUUCCAUUUAAAGAAAAUGUCGCUGAGCUAGGCGACUCAAAUCAAGCGGCAUUACGGCGAUUCUUGCUCCUUGAAAAGAGACUAAGGAAUAAUCCAGUAAUCGAAAAAAUGUAUAAUGCAUUCAUAGAGGAAUAUUUGGCGUUGGGGCAUAUGGCACUGGUACCAAGGGAUUCCAGGGAAAAGGUAAAUUACCUUGCACCGCAUACGUUUGUGUUACGGCCAGAAUCUACAAGUACUAAACUGCGGGUAGUGUUUGACUGCAGUUGUAAGACCUCAUCGGGGCUCUCUUUGAAUGAUGUAAUGUGCAAAGGACCCAUUGUACAAGAUGACUUGCUGGCGAUCGUGUUGCGCUUUCGAUGCUAUAAGUAUGCGAUAACAGCGGAUGUGACGAAAAUGUAUCGGCAAGCCUGGGUGAGUGAAGAGGAUUCAUUUUAUCAAUGUAUAUUGUGGCGGCCAACCCCAAAUGAAGAUAUUGAAGUAUAUCGCUUAUUGACGAUCACGUACGGAACGGCGUCCGCGCCAUAUCUGGCGACGACAUGUGUAAAGGCACUUGGUGAACAGUGCGCAGAGAAGUUUCCAUAUGGUGCAAACAAGGUUUUAUCAGAUUUUUAUAUGGACGAUCUGAUAUCUGGUGCAGACUCCGAUGAGCAGCUACAACAAAUUUACUCGGAGGUCAGCGAGAUUUUAAGUUCUGCAGGGUUUGAGCUACGUAAAUGGUACUCGAAUAAUAGUGAAUUUUUGAAGAAAGUGCCAUCGGAUGAUCAAGAAAAGCCACUGCGUAUGAACGAUGCCGAAAUCAUCAAAACUCUCGGUAUUAUAUGGGAGCCAACUUCCGAUGUGUUUCGUUAUGAUUGGCCGGAGCUGAAAAUGGAUAAACCGGUGACAAAACGGAUUGUGCUGGCGGAGAUUGCGAGUCUGUUUGAUCCUCUCGGUCUAAUAAACCCCAUAAUCGUAAAGGCUAAGAUCUUUUUGCAAAAUCUGUGGAUUAUAAAGGUGCAUUGGGAUGAAUCCCUACCAUUGAAGGAUAACGCUCAGUGGAUCAGAUUUCGCGAGAAACUGCCUUUGGUCAAAGAUAUACGAGUACCACGAUAUAUUUUGGCGAAAAAUGGUCCUGCCCGAGUCGAAUUACACGGAUUUUGUGAUGCGUCGCUGCGGGCUUAUGGGGCAUGCGUGUACAUUCGCACCGUCAAUGAGCUGGACGAGGUUACGGUGGCGCUGUGGAGCGCCAAGUCCAGAGUGGCACCAUUAAGAACUAAGUCGCUACCACGAUUGGAAUUACUUGGAGCUGAAUUAUUGGCCAAGUUAUUAACCAAAACCCAAGAAAACUUGGUCGUUUCAUUGAAUGCAAUCUAUUUGUGGACAGAUAGCGAAAUCGUACUAAAUUGGUUAAGUAAGCAUCCAUCGGAGUGGUCAAUUUUCGUUGCGAACAGAGUGGCAACAAUUCAAGAGUGGACGAAACAUGCACUAUGGAGGCAUGUUCCAACCAAGAGUAACCCAGCGGAUGUUAUAUCUCGCGGCGCAUAUGCAGAUGAGCUAAUCGAGUCUUGUUGGUUUACUGGCCCAGCGUUUUUGAGGCAAACGUGUGACAAAUGGCCACCGAACAGAUUUCGGAGCGACGCAUCUGAAAUAAACAUAGAACAAAGGAGAGCAGUGGCACUACCCAUCGAGCAUCGAAAAAAUCAGGUGCUGCUGUGGUUGGAGUCGCAUAGUAAUUUUGGGCAGAUACAGCGAAAAGUGGCAUAUCUGUUGUACUUCUUUCGGCGCAAAACCAAUCGCGAGACCUUGGUUACCAGCGGUGAUGAACCGAUGCUGACAGCGGAGCUGUUGAGAGAAGCGUGGGUGCGCAUCAUGUACUGCAUACAGCAGGAAUACUUUGAAAUGGAGAUCAAACUAUUAGCGUGA
This is a messenger RNA of Rhagoletis pomonella (apple maggot), 3933 nucleotides long. RefSeq lists its product as uncharacterized. Bases 1 to 3933 code for a protein of 1310 amino acids. The record is from RefSeq and is a predicted model, not a curated record. Gene Ontology annotation, molecular function: nucleic acid binding; zinc ion binding. NCBI's taxonomy places the organism in Eukaryota, Metazoa, Arthropoda, Insecta, Diptera, Tephritidae. The transcript has a single exon.